Paramuricea clavata is the source of this 25954-nucleotide messenger RNA. The record is from the annotation of a GenBank genome assembly. NCBI's taxonomy places the organism in Eukaryota, Metazoa, Cnidaria, Anthozoa, Malacalcyonacea, Plexauridae.
AUGAGUGACAAUGAGGAAAUUCAAGGACAGGAAAAGACGGUCGAGACAAGUGGAAGUUCAGCCAGUGCAAAGGAUGAUAAGCAUGAAAGUUAUGAAAGAAUUCUCGAACUGAAACGUAACAAGAGGUAAAAAAACCCAGCAGUGACUAAAGUCCGACACAGUUUGGAAAGAUUAUGUGCAAAAAAAGGUGAGCUUGACAUUCAAUCAAUAGAAGGGCAAAUUGAAGGUUUAUGGGAGUUGCUAGAGCAAAGCAUGAGUGUUAUGGAUGAGCUCAGUCAUGCUUAUAUGCAAAUUGGUAAACAUGACAGUAAUGCAACAACGAACACAGAAGCAGAAAAUUUUGAAUCUGAAACAUUACAAGCAAUUGAAAGGGCGGAGGUUGCAAUUAACGAAUUUUUGCAAGUAAAAUCAAAACAAUCAAGUGAAUCAGUCAGUAUUGUAAACACUCAACACACACCAACAAGUCAACAGAAUUUGUUACCAGCAGAAAAUAAUACGGGAAAUAACGUUGGGGUAUCAAAACAUAAGCUUGACCCACUUAAAGUGCCUGUGUUCGAGGGUGAUAAAACACGUUUCGAGGACUUCUGGGUACUAUUCAGUAGUUUAGUGAACAAGCCAGCCAAUAUAAAAAUGGCCAGAUUGCGUCAGAGUUUAAAAGGAACUGCGCUUGAAGCGAUUCGAGGGUUGGGGGUUUCUUUGCCUGAAUACGAGGAGGCUAAGGAAAUUCUGAAGACAAAGUUUGGGGGGCGAAGGCGACAAUUGCAGGCUUAUAUGGAUCAGCUAGAGGCAAUGCCUUCCCUGAAGGGUAGUGAUGUGCAGGGCUUUGAGAAAUUUGCAGAUCUUGUCCGGAUAACCGUUGUUAAGUUGCAGGCAGAGGGUCGGGAUGGAGAGUUGGGAGAAGGUACGUUGCAUGGUUUGUUGGUCAAAAAGCUUGCAGAAAGACAGGUUGAAAGCUAUAGUCGUUGGCUUAGGGAACAUAAAAAGGAGAGGUCAGUGUUAAGCUUGAAGGCUUGGUUGAAGGAAGAGGUUAGGGUGAGAGUGGAAGCUGUGGAAAUGGUUCAUGGUGUUAAAGGUAUGGAUUUGUCGUUGAAAAGGAAUGAAGCUGGUGGGGGAAAGUUUAGAUAUGGUGAUAGAGGUCGGUCCCGUACACUAUUUGCUGGUCGUGGUGGAGUUGGUGGUAAGGAUGUGAAGCCACCUUGUGCAUUGUGUGAGGGGAACCAUGGUAUAUGGUUUUGCCAGAGGUUUCAGGAUAUAUGAAGGUUCAAGAUAGAUGGAAUAUAGCUAAAGUUAAGCACUUGUGCUUUCGCUGUCUUGGGAGUGACCACCAGGGAAAGGCAUGCCUUAGGUCCAAAGCCUGUAAGACUGAUGGUUGUACAAAGAAUCACCAUGCCCUGCUGAAUGAUUCUGCCCCACCAGUUAAACGCCCAGAGGACAAGAAUCCAGUUGUUCCACGGGAGGGGGAAACUGAUUCCCGCACACAUACCACAAUGCAUGAUACCCCAGCCACUGAAGCACUCUCACUACGAACAAUUCCAAUAUGGUUAAAAGCGAACAAUCGAAAGGUGAAAGUUAAUGCGCUACUCGAUGAUGCAUCAAACGAGACAUUCCUUAAUGCUGAGGUUGCAGGAGUGUUGGACAUUCAAGAACCAUUGCAAACAGUGAAAGUACACGUCCUGAAUGACGAGAUUGAAACAUUUGAGUUAAUGCCAGUAAAUGUUACUAUUGAGAGUGUCGACGGACAGUUUUGUAAGAACAUUAGUGUGAAGACCUGUCCUCGAAAGGUUACGGGAAAUUACAAGGUGGAAGACUGGAGUGUUAGCAAGGAAAGAUGGGAACAUUUAACACGAUGUGAUUUUGCAAAGCCGGCCAAAGGUGGGAUGGUGGAUUUGCUUAUUGGAACAGAUAACGUAGAUUUACACUACUCCAGAACUGACAUCCGUGGGAAACCUGGAGCCCCGAUUGCUCGGUUGGGUCCAUUCGGGUGGACUUGUAUCGGAACACCAGAUCGUGAGGAUGCUUCACAGUCAAGGACACAUGUCAUACGAACUCUGUUGACUAGGGAUUCUACACAGAAAUCCGAGGAGGGAACGUGUUGUGAAGUGGAUCGUAGUAUUAAACGCUUCUGGGAGGUGGAAAAUUAUGAUACUGAUGGUAAUGGUGCGAAAGUGUAUACGGAAGAGGAGCAGUUGGUAUUAAAAAAGAUGGGAUCAUCGAUAAGCUAUGACGGCACUCGGUACAAGAUAGGAGUUCCGUGGAAGGAGAACCGACCUAAACUGAAAGAUAAUUAUGAAGAAGCGUCCGCUCGUCUGUGCAAUACGGAGAAAAAGUUAAGGAAGGACAAAUUUCUGGGAACGGAAUAUCAGAAAACAAUCGAAGCGUACAUUGAAAAAGGGUACCUACGCCGUGUCAAGAGUGAGGAAGAGCUUCCAUCCGAAGUGUGGUACCUUCCACACUUUCCUGUCGUAAGGAUGAACAAGACCACCACGAAAGUGCGCAUUGUUUUGACUGUUCAGCGAAGUGUAACGGAGUCGCGUUAAACGAUGUCAUCCACGCAGGACCUAAGCUACAAAAGGAAUUGAUUGAUGUACUUAUUCGUUUUCGUCGCAAACCUGUGGCGGUGGCGUGCGAUGUUAGAGAAAUGUACCUUCAAGUUGAGUUAGAAGAGUGCGAUCGUCCGAUGUUCCGGCUGUUGUGGCGUGACCUGGACAGUAACCGAGAACCAGACGUCUACGAAUUCAAUCGUGUAGUGUUUGGAAAAAACUCUGCGCCGAUGGAAUCGCAAUUCGUGGCCCAAGAAAACGCUAGAAGACAUCAAGAGACGUACUCUAUGGCUGCUGAGACCGUGCUGAAGUCCACGUAUAUGGACGACUCUAUCGAUAGUGUGGAGACGGACGACGAGGGCAUUGAGUUAUACCAGCAACUGAGAGAUCUUUGGAAUUUAGCCAGUAUGCAAGCGCGGAAGUGGAUCUCAAAUUCCCCAGCGGUUAUCGCAUCAACACCAAAGGAAGAGCGAGCAACUGAAUUAUCGAUAAGUGACAGCCCAACUUCAGCCGUCAAAACUCUUGGGCUCUUCUGGCAUAGCAGCGACGACCUGUUAACAAUAUCUUCACCUGGGUGUUCAUCAGAAGUGUUGCUGACUAAGCGGAACGUAUUGAACACAAUUGCAACAGUUUUUGAUCCGCUUGGUCUGAUCAGUCCAUUUGUGGUUAUAGCAAAAAUCCUUCUACAGGAGCUGUGGUCAAGGGUAUAUGACUGGGACGACGUCAUCGCAGACGAAGUUGCCGAUAAGAUCAAGAUGUGGUUUCGACAGCUGUUAGAUCUGGAGAACGUGCGUGUACCAAGGUGUUUACGCGAAGCUAAGACAGUCCUGAGUCAAUCUGUGAUCACAUUCGUCGACGCUUCCCUUAAGGCUUAUGGAGCAGUCGUCUACUUAAAGUGUGAAUACGAAGAUACCACCACUAGCUGUCGGAUGAUCGCGUCCAAAACGAAGGUUGCACCAUUGAAGCCAAUGACGGUUCCAAGGCUAGAGUUGAUGGGCGCUAUACUAGGUUUGCGAUUAACACAGCGUCUCAUUCCGAUUCUUGAAAUAGCGAUGAGUAUGGUGACGUUUUACUCGGACAGCACAGAUGUUUUGUGGUGGAUUAGAGGCCACGGACGAGAUUUUCGGUCAUUCAUCGCAAACCGCAUUGGGGAAAUACAAAUGUCGAAGUUUGCUUAACACUGAAAAUACAAAUGUCGAAGUUUGCUUAACAUUGGGGAAUUACAAAUGUCGAAGUUUGCUUAACACUGAAAAUACUUGAUCAUUGUUAGUUUGCGUAAUUGAAACCUUUUGUCAGUGUUAAUGAGAUAAUCAGUGUAACUCGUAUGAUUACUGCUUACUGGAAUCCCAAUCGAAGACAGGAAGGCAAACAAGAAGUCAACAGUCUGGAGGCUUGAUCCUAAACGGUAUUCCAACUGGACACGAUUGGUACGCGUGCUCGGGAGAGUUAGAAGAUUUAUCCAUAACACGCGAAAUUCGGAGACACGUGUGAGCGACCAGGAGCUGCUUCCCGAGGAGUUACGUGACGCGGAAGAAAGCAUCAUUUGUCGUGCACAACAAGACGCGUUUAGAGACGAGUACAAAGCCCUAAAGACCAGAAAACAAAUGCCACCCAAGAGUACGUUGCUGAAACUAAAUCCUCGGCUGGAUGAACAAGGACUGAUUCGUUCGGACAGUCGACUACGAUUUGCGGAAUUCCUUCCGUACGACAUCAGAUUCCCGAUAAUCUUGCCAAGGGGACACUGGGUGACUAAACUGAUAGUCAGACAUUUCCACGAGCUAUCGAAUCACACUGCCGGUACAAACUUCGUCCUAUCACAGUUAAACCACCGAUAUUGGAUCCCAGCAGCGAGGGAGGAAAUCCUGGAAUGGGAGAACGAAUGCAACACGUGUAAGAAGAAAAAGAACAAAGGCGGUGCCCAAAUAAUUAUGGGACCUCUUCCGCCGAGCCUACUUCGCCUCACCUAUCGCGCAUUUGACCAAACGGCAGUUGAUUAUGCUGGGCCUUUCCAGACGAUACAAGGACGAGGCAAAACGAGGAACAAGCGUUGGUUAUGUGUGUUUACUUGCAUGUCCACGCAAGCGGUACAUCUCGAAGUCGUUUGGGGCCUGGACACAGAUAGCUUCCUUAACGCAUUUACUAGAUUUACAAGCAGACGGGGAAUUCCGAAAGAAAUGCUGAGUGAUAAUGGUACUAAUUUCGUGGGCGCCGUCAACGAGCUGAAAGAACUUGUGUGCCAACUUGACAAGGACAAAAUCAAGAGAAACGCAACCAACGUAAGUGUCAAAUGGAACUUUAAUCCUCCAGCAGCUCCACAUUUUUGGGGCGUCUUUGAGAUCAUGGUGAAGGCUACGAAAAAAGCCGUGUAUGCAGUUAUGGGUAACAGUGAUGUGACGGAUGAAGAGCUGGUGACGAUAUGUACCGGGGUAGAAGGCCUACUAAAUUCAAGACCCCUGACAUACCAAUCCACGGACCCUAGAGAUGAUGUUCCAUUAACGCCCAACCAUUUCAUUCACGGUCAAAUGGGGGGAAACUUCGCGCCAGAAAAUGUGGAUACUACGCAGUUCAACCCUCGCAAGCGAUGGAGGAAAGUGCAGGAGCUGAUCUCCCGAGUGUGCGACAGAUGGUUAAAAGAGUUCUUGCCAAUGUUGACACCCAGAUCGAAAUGGAACCAAGUCGUGAAAGAAUUGAAGAAAGGCGAUGUGGUCUUGGCGCUCCAAAAGGAUCUACCGCGAGGGCGAUGGCCACUUGGAAGAAUCGUAGAAACCUAUCCUGAACGAGACGGCCAUACGAGAGUGGCCAAAGUACAAUGUGGAAACAAAACGAUAGUGAGACCAAUUCAUAAAUUGAUUCCGCUUUAGAACGUGUUAACGACAUUGAACUAUAAAUAGUUGACAUUUUUUAGUUGUUCGCACCUCGUCGCCUUAGUGCGGGGAGGGGGAAUGUUCAGAAGGCGCUGGAAUAGUGCGAGAGAUUUGCGUGGCAGUCGUCACGCGCGGAACUGUCCUCGUGAAAAACCGGUUCAACCGGGUUCUGGGGAAUUUACUUUGUUGUUGUUUUAUCGAGGAUUUUGAUCGGGCGAUUAUUUCGAAAAGAACAUUUAAUAUUAUAUCCUUACUAUUUUUUGUAAACCAUUAUUUUAAAUACAUUUUAUUGAAAACUUAACGAGUUCUACCAAUAUCGUGGCUACAACGUUCAUGAAACGUGAAUUUAUUCAAGCAAUGCGCUCAUACAACUUUUAUAUAACGACAUAUGUUUAUUGCAGCGAAACGUUCAUACAUGAAAAUACAUACAUAUAAAUACAUAAAUCAUAAUAUAAUAUAAUAUAAUAUUAUUUAAUAAAGAUAAAGAAUUGAUAGAAUACAACUUUAUUUGAACAAAGGUAAUAUAGAGAUUGUAGAAGCUAAAGUGAAUUUUGUCGCGCGAACAGACUAUAUACUCUUUUGUCUUAUGAGCUGUCUGCUUAGUCAGCCGGAGCUUAAUAUGUAAAAUUACCUAUGUAAAGUCUUUUAAAUUUUAACCAUAUAAAUGUCGUUUCGCGCGAAGAAAUUCGCUGGUGGAAAACUGGCAUAAAAGAACGUUAUACUUUCGUUCAACAGACUCGAGUCACUCUCUAUUUUGGCCAUCUUCACCUGCAGACGCAUCAGCGGUUUUCUAAAAGUGCAAACAAUUUGCAUGUUAGAAACAGGUAAGCUACUUCACUGACUAAAAGGAUUCGAUCGUGCUCUGAAAUAUAAAAGUCGAUCAAAUUUUCCAAUACACUCUACAUAGCUAUUGGUGUUUGUGUUGGACAAGAUUCAAUGGAACGAAAUCAUAAACGAUUGUGUAACAACAGCCAUACGUUAUUUAGCAUCUUGGAAGAAAAUUAUUCAGACUCAUUGGCAAAAUGUCAUGUCAAAUUCUCAUGUUACAGGAAUAUUUAUGAUCAAAAACGAGUCGACUAUAAAAAGAUGCGGCAAACAUGUUGAAUGUAUAUAGAAAUUUACCCUGCAGUUCAAAUACGAUAAUAUUUAGAUUAAGAAUCCAUUUUAUCGUAAUCCAAUGUAUGAACUAUUUACCGGUUUUUAGGACAUGGCCUUUAAAAAAAAUGCAUCAUGUUGUGACCAUGGUUUAAAAUGUCUUGUUUAUUAAAAGAAAAUAUCAAAGGUCAACUGACAAGACAGCAAUACAGUAAAAACAUAUAAACAAACAGCUAAAUAUGUACUUACAUUCGCACUAUAAAGUCGUGGCGUUCCGCGUUCGUAUGAUACGAUUUACUGGUAUAUGCAACAACGUCAACAACAAACCGUCGGAAGGACUACAUGAGAGGAGAUAAUCAAAUGUUAGAAAACCUUGAGUCACAGUUAAUAAGCAAAUUUACAUUAUAAGAGGUAUUUUCUGUUAAACAAAAAACUAUACGCUCAGCGAACAACGUGCGCAAAUAAACACAUUGCAAUUUGAGAAUAGAAUAAAUUACGCACAAUUCGGCUCAGUCGAUAUGUGAACAACGUUCUAAUUACGUUAUUUGAAGGUUAGGUCGGACCUAACCAAACCAAACCACAACCAAUUUAAAACGUUGUGCUUACGUACUGUGCUAGCUGGAAAUCGUUUUUUUGUUAAAGGUAGACUGGUUAAUAGAAAUUGGUCUUUUUGGGUGACAUAAUCGUUUGUCGUCAUCGAUCCGUGUCGUUAAACAAUGAAAAAAGUUGUCGUGAAAUUAGAGAAUAUAAAAUUGCAGUUUGUGAGAAAACUGCAGGUCUACGGAGCGGGAAUUUUCCAGAUUUGAACUCAGCGUGUUCGAAUGUGUUAGUUCCGGUAAAACUAUUUCAGUUCUAAGAUGGGUGAAAUGAAAGUGAACAAUCUCGGGACGCAGCCAGCGGCCUAUGUGCGUGAAUAAGUUACUAUCGUGUCAGGUCCUGUUCAAUUAAAAUAGUAAAAAAUGCUUGGUAUACUGGUAACUAUCUAGCUAUCUAGCUAUCUACCUAAAUCCCUGCCUGCCUAUCCAGCUACUUACCUACCUACCUACCUACCUACCUACCUACCUACCUACCUAGCUACCUGCCAAUUCACCUACCAAUCUACCUCCAUACGUAUCUGCUCUACUAUUUAUCUACAUGUCUAUCUACCUACAUAGCAGUACCUAUACACUUAACUAGCUACACGUUUUUUUCAAGGUGUUUGUUUUUAGCACUUGUAAUGCGAUAGACAAGUGGGGUUGGACUGCUGAAGGAUCACUACAGUACAAGGGGAAAAUGUGUCUUAAACCUGAAACGGGAGAGGCGAAUCCAAAUAAUGAUGUUAUUCUCGUGCUUGACUCAACCUGUAAUGACUCACAAAACGUGUUCGAGUUUGUGCCCAGUGAGUAUAGUUUAAAGCUUUAUUUAUUAAGCAGUAAAGAAACUUAUGGGGUGAUGGAAUUGUGUAUGCAAUCCAGACGCCAAGGGGAAGAAGUUAUUUUUAUAUUUGUAAAGUAAUAUUGCAAAGUUAUAGCAAGCCAAUGUAACAAUUAGUCAUCGAAGAAGAUUACAUUCCUUUUUCACUGAGCAAUGGGAAAGUAUAAAGUAAAAUAAUAAUGACUAUUUAAGUCAAUGUUUUAGUACGUAGAAAGUAAACGCUAUAAUUUACUCCUAAAAUUAUCUUGUUCAUUAUGAAGAAAAAGUGCAUUUGUGAAUAUCUGGUGGAAAUAAUCAUGUACUUAAUUUGAACUUCUAUUAUUGCAUUGUAUUUUCCAGUUACCAUUUUAUUAUUAAAAAAUUAUUGCAUUAGAAUAUUCUCUUCAUAUACAGUAGAAAAAGAUACAAUAUUUAACAAUUGUUGAAUGACGUUGACCAUGAUAUGAAGAAUUGUCAAGCCAGAAGUGUCGUAUCAACCGAAGCCGAAGACUGGGUUGAUAAGAGAAACUAAGAGCUUAACAAUUUUUCAUGUCUUGCAAAAAAUGUUCUGAAAUCAUGUUCAGAAAACCGUUUCGAAAAUGAUACUCCCAGCUGUAAUUUGGAGCUACCACUUUUUGAACGCUCAAUUGUCACAACUGAGAUUGUAAGAGAAGCAAAGGUCACGUAAUAAUUUUGAAUAAGAAGCUUAUUGUCAUGUUCCACGUAAGAAAGAAACUUGAAUAUAUUCUGCUGUUUAUGUCCUUACUAACUUUGUUAGCGUAAUCUUAACAAUAUUAUAAUACAUUUUCUUAACCUCUUUGGCAUCGGGAGCUUUCUACCCUGAAACACGUUGAAUCUAUACACUGAUAAAUGCAUGUAUAUGAUUUCCCUGUCAACAUUUUUGUCAUCACCUUGACAAUCAUCAACAUAAUAACCAUCAUUUUCAUCACCAAAAAUUACUAUCAUACCAAAAAAUUUUAAAAAAAACAUCAGUUACUGUUUUGCGAUAACAUAUCUUGCUUGAAGUUUCCAAAUGUUGUAAUUUCUAUUCAAGCCUUUCUAGCAAACAAGAACCAAGGUCCCGGCUCAAUAGAACAUACCGGAAAGAAAUGCAUUCAUGUUUUCCGGGCCGCUUAUGAUAGACCAAAUAAUGGACAACCCAUUGUUGUAUACCAAGGAUGUGGAGAAGAACAAACUGAGUUCCAGCUAUGGCCAAAUGGAUCUUUGAUGCUCACAAGACAUGGCAUGUGCGUAAAACCUAACGGUACUGGACAUGUGACAAAUGGAAUUCGGGUUAGUAAAUUAGGCUUGAGCUUAUAAGGAUAUGCUAAUUAAAACUGAGCGAAAAGCAGCAAAUUUGGUGCGAACUGUAUUUUCACUGAGUACUUUAACUACUUAAAUACAAACCUCACUUGCUACCUACAUGAUUACUUUCCUAUCUACCUAUCUACCUACCUUCUACCUGCUUGUCUUCCUGGCUCUCUGCCUACCUACCUACUUACCUACCUACCUACCUACCUACCUACCUACCUACCUAUCUACCUACCUACCUACCUACCUACCUACCUACCUACCUACCUACCUACCUACCUACCUACCUACCUACCUAGACCCUACCUACCUACCCACCUUCCUACCUAACUACCUACUUACAUACUACCUCGCUGCUUGCCUGUCUGCAUAUCCUUCCCUCCCUCCCCCCUAACUACCUACCCAUCUUCCUACCUAAGUUCCUACCUACCUACCCACCUUCCUACCUAACUACCUAACUACCUACCUGCAUACUACUUCGCUGCCUGCCUUCUUCCUUCCCUCCCUCCCUCCCUCCCUUCCUCCCUGCCUGCCUGCUUACCUGCCUGCCUGCCUACCUACCUGCCUGUCUGUCAGCAUUCUUGCCUGCUUGCCUGGUUAUCUGCCUACUUACCUACAUAAUUAUCUAGACAGCUACCGGCAUACGCCCUAACUACCUGCAUGCCUAUCUAAAUACAUACACAACCACCGGUGAUACAUACACACCUAUCUGCUUUUCUACACAUACCUAUUUACUACCCUACUUGCCCUAUCUUCCUAACUACUUGCUUUUUAAGGUGGGAGUUUUUAGUACUUGUAAUGAGGCAGAUAAAUGGAGUUGGACUUCAAAAGGAUCACUGCAGUACGAGAAGAAAAUGUGUCUUAAGCCUGAGACUGGAGGGUCGAGUCCAGAUAAUGAUGUUAUGCUUGUGCUUGACUUAGCCUGUAAUGAGUCACAAAAUUUCUUUGCGUUUGAGCCCAGUAAGUAUCACUUGGUACUAAAUGUAAAUGAACACUCCAGUAAAUUGUCAGUUGCGAUGUAAAUGAUUAUGUGUUUUACGUAGAAAAGGAACGUAGUUGUCACAUAUUUUUAACGUAUUUCAUUUAUCUAGCUUGGGAAACAAUUUUCGUCAAUUUUUGUUUUUCCUUUAGGUCCAGAAAGUGCAAUCCUUAUUUAAUAUAUUUUACUAAGUUGAUAAAACCUUUUAUAUUUUAUCUAAUAUUUUAUCUAAUAUUUUAUCUCUUUAAGUUGGAUAGCUCUUUCACUUUCUUACCCUUAUUUGUGCAAGUUUAUAAACGAUUGAUACUCUAGAAGCAUGAUAUUUUUAUAAAAUGAUCGAUGAUUUUUAAUGUCACCUGGUGUGAUAAUUUACACAGCAUAUCAAAAAGAAUCCGCCAACAUAAUUGAUUGUUAAGAAAUGGUAAAGCCUUUAUCCCAUAAAGGCUCGACUUACCAUCUGCAUGCAAUGGUCGCAUCGUCCACCUAUUCGGGUAGGCAGAGGUUAUAUGAAGUAACAAGAAUAACACUUCCCUUAAGGACCAACAGCAACUUCUUUCAAAUAAAGCUGCGAAGACCAUUCUUGACGCUGAGGGCCUCUUGAAACGACAUUGACAUCCACUUAUCUGCAGGCGUUAUUUCCACCAAAUCUGACUAUUUACAAAUUGAAAAAACUUAACAAAGUUUAAUUUCGAAUUAUCUAAAACAAACCAGUUAGCCUAUGUUCGACAAUCUUUAAGGAUAAAUUUCUCUCUCAGUCUAGUCUACUGUCUGAACUUGUCUAAACCGUGUAGACACAAUUUAAGUGUUUACAAAAAAUUUGUUUCGUUUAAUUUAAAUGCAGUAAAACUAAUAUCUUCUAAUUAUAUUUGCAUCUUUUAUAUUCUAUUUUUUUUUUUAUAAUUUAAUAGGAUUUAGGUCAUUAAUUAUUUUUAAAUAGUCAAAUGUAAUCUAAUGCAUAGUAGAAUAUAUUAAUUAAAUAAUAAACUAUUUCAACCUUCUGGUAGCAAGGUUUAAAUUUUUAAUUAAAAGACAAAUUAAUUCCUUAUUUUUUAGUGUUACUACCGAGUACGUGCAAACAAACUUUGGCUGAUUGCUUGAAUCAAACUGAAACAAUCUUUUCACAUACUAGAUGGAGCACUGAUCUUACGUAGCAUAGGCGAAAUAAUUACUAUACCACACAUACAUUUUGCUCAAGAUACCGGUAACCUCUUUCAAUCUGUUAGCUCCUACAUUCGCGGCUUAAUGAACAUCAUCUCUCUCAUUUUAGCACUUGGUUGGUAUAAUUACAUCAAUACCGAGUUAAGGCAGCCAAACGACAAAGCUCGAUUGAUUUCGCCAUCUACAACAAAAACGAAUUCCUGUCUCCACUUCUCUUACCACAUGUAUGGCCCUGACGUGGGUAAACUUCAGGUACUGAUUUAUUUGUUAUUAUUUACCUACUUUAUUAGUAUCAGGUAUGAUGAAACCAAUUUGCUCAACAUACAUGGCAUGCAUAGUGUCAUACAUUAAAGCCUGGUUCACAUUGAUCGGCGAUGUUCUACGAUCCAUUGUCUGUGAUCUACGAAGAAGAAAAUGCGCCAAACAUUUUGGGCAUCGCCGAUGUUUACGAUCCAUGUGAACCAGGCUUAACAUUCCUUGUUCUUUCCAUAACAAUGUUAAGAAUUUUGAUUCUAUAGAUAAUAGCAUGGUUUCGAGUGCAAUUUGGAUAUAACAUGCACGAGUGAGUUUUUCAAAGACCUCAAAUUAGCACGAGUCCGAAGGACGAGUGCUAUUUGAGGUCUUUGAAAAACUCACGAAUGCAUGUUUAUCCAAAUUUCACGAGAAACCAUGCUAUUACUUAAUAUAUUAAUAAUUUACAUAAAAAUGUUCGAAAUAAUUGUAGUUUUACUUACGUUUAUAGUGAAUAUUCCACUGGCAAAAUUUUCCUGGCUUUGUUUUAUUACAUUAUACAACGCUAACAGCUUGAAAAUUCCACUCAACAGUGUGAGUUUUGUUAGUUUUGUAAAAAGGUAAUGGCUUUUCCAUUUAAAAAUAAAGAUAAGAGCCAUAUUUUCCACGAGAAGUCAACUUUUACUUUAUGUAGUGCGGCGCCAUCUUUGUUUUCUUUUGAAGCCAUCUGUCACCGUUAUACUUCUUUAAUCUAAACUGCUUUAUUAAACUGAUUGGUUAAUUUUACCAUCACAAUGUUUUUCCACUAAUCAGAUCAGUUUGUUACAGAUUCUUGCACUGUUGUUACAGAUUUUUGCACUGCUGUUUCGGAUUAAGCGUACUGAAACCAACCAAUCACAGUCAAGUAACAUUUCGUUAUAUAUUAUCACAGAGUAGAUAAUACAUACAGAGACGUAACUGAUCGUUGUAAACACUGCGGAAGAUUACGUUAUCAUGUACCCACUUUUUUUCAGGCGACCGGGCAAAAAAUGAUCAACUGCGCGUGCUCAGCAACUUUAAAGUGAGUCGUCAUCAGGUCGUUAUCCAAUCAGAUGCAUGCAUCUAGUAACUUGCCGAGCAUGCGCAUAAAAAAAGUGGGUACACUAGUUACGUCUCUGUAUGUCUCUACUCUGUGAUAUUAUUAUAUCCGUUACAAAGUGACGCAAUCUGAUUGGUUUCAUAAUUGCACUAACCAGGAGUGCAAUUAAUGUUUGAAAAAAAUAAUAUGGCGACACUCUUUGUAAAUACAAACGAUUCUAUGCAUUCACUGACUUAGAACAAAAGCUGAAAAUGAAAAUAUAAAGAGAAAAAGCGGUGAACUAAAACUCUCUUGGUGAACUUCCAUAUUUUGAACUUGAAUAAUUUUUUGUUGAUUAUGACAAAUUCGCUGUUUUGCUUGGGUAUUUCAAAUAGACAUUCGAACUUCACAUCAAUCGUAAACCAGUUAUUGUUAAGGACGUCCAUUAUUUAGAAGUCAAUUAUUUAGAAGUCGAUUAUUUAGAAGUUUGGAUAAACGAGUUAUUGUAUAUUUUAACCGUGUUUUAACUGUUAAAAGUGUUAAACUAAAUUCUUCAUUCCCGUGACAUCAAUACUCGAGGGUAGUUGUAAUUUAGUUAUGCAUAAUCUACAAUAAUUUUCAACACACAAUCAUUACUCAUUUUUCAAAAAUUACCAGUAGUGUUAAUCAUUAAUUUUACUCCUUCCCGUGUCAUUACCUGUAAAAAUUGUACUUCAUGCCAGUAUAAAGAUGAAUUAGUCAGGAGUAGGGCUUCAAUGUGCCUGAUUCAACAAAGAAAUCUGGGUAGUUUCUUAUGAUUACGUCCAAUAUUGUGGCAGUAUUGCAUGUCACACGAGUUGGUUCUUUAAUUAUCUGCGACAGGGCAUUGUGCUAGAGCCACCGUCUAAAACGAUUUCCGAUAAUAGCGUUAGGUGAUACAUUAUCAUCGAAAUGCGCGUUCAAGUCAGCAAUAAUCACUACCAAUGUCUCGGGAUUCAGUCUUAAUUUAUCUAAAGUGCAUUGUAGCAAGUCCAAAAAAACCCCACUGUUUCUUGCAAAGAAUUAUUUAGUGAUCUAUAACAAACUCCACAUACCAUAGUAAGACCAUGCAUCUUGAUCUCAACCCAAAGUAACUCCAGAUCAUUUUCCAGAUCAGAACGUCAUUUAAAAGCAAAUGCUUGCUUUACGUAUAAAGCAACUCCGUCACCGCGGCAGUAUAAACGAUAUUUUCUUAUUAAGGAAUGGUAUUCUGAAAUAUGCAAUGUCUCAUUGUGAAUUCGUUUGUCAAGCCAUGUUUCUGACACUGCAAAUAAAUCAAAGCUUUCGUUCAAAAUAUGUGAAGAAAUUUCAUCAAAUUUAUUUUCUAUCGCGAGACUUCUGGCAUUAAUAUGUCGUAGAGUUAGUUGUGAUCGCUUCGGUCCAGGAUUUUGUUGAAUAUCACCAGCCUAUAAACAGCAUUAACUGCAAGCAAACUGAGACUAACAUACCGCAGAUCAGAAUGCAUAAAUCUAACAAUAUCAAACAUGUAGCCCAUAUUUCUGAUAAUAUAUAUACAUGUCUUAUAUUCAUUCUUUAAGUUCUUUAAAUUAUUAAAUAAACCUAUAGCUGCUCGGUCGUGAUUGUUAGAGGGUAAUAAAGGCCCUGAAUAAAUAAAUAAAUAAUUAAAAUGUUUUCCCUAAAGAUCUGUUUCAUGAAGGAUCAACUUUAUACCAAAUAAAACACUAGACGAUUCAAGUUGAAUGCGAAGAGCUAGUAAAUCUGGAUAUUAACAAUUACACAAAUUUCAGAGUCGUAAUUACAUUCAGGCAUUUUAAUAAAAAAUCAAAUUAUCUUGGAUCGCUCUAAUUUGGCUACAUUUAACUGUAAUUUCGCCUUUCAAAAAAUCGAUGAUUUUGAACAUUUUGAAAAACAAUAGCAAACCAAAGUUUCAAAACUGGUUAAUUUAACAACGAACGUACUUUUGAACUUCAACUACGUGCGGUUUAAAAAAUACUGAUGUCAUUCUUCUCAAGAUAGGCACUCAACAAUGAUUUCGCUGCCUUGUGUCAAAAAAACAAAGAACUUUCCAAGCACGCGACACGGGAAUGACAUCUUACUAAAUCAACUUCAAAUUCUACUAAUAACUGUAGGGGCCUCCUUGCAUGAGUUCCAUUGUAUACAGUAUAUUGCGAAUGUGUUUGAAAUGGCCAAACUAAGAAAACUCGAAAGUAUACGUUCGCGUCAGGUUCCAGAUACGGUUCGCUAACAUUUUGAGUGAAGGGGGCUUCGGCGUCGGGUUGUGCACAAAGCACCACUGAUGACGUCACACAAUAUAAUUUUAUAUCAAUUACACAUGCUUAUAAUCCAUUUAAACGAGUGUAGCUCAAUGAUUAUUAGAGUUUUAAGAAAAUUGUAAAUAUAUAUAUAUAUAUAUAUAUAUAUAUAUAUAUAUAUAUAUAUAUAUAUAUAUAUAUAUAUAUAAAUCGCCUGAAGAUCGACCAGACAAGAUCGUGAAACUCAGAGUAGCGAAAAAACAUUGUUAUUUUAUACGAUACACUACAUUACUGGAAGUGCACGUCAAAGAUUUUAAAAUUAGAAAUAUCCUUCCAGUGGCAGCUGCACGAAAGGAAUUGCCAAAAAUCAAAAAGUUCUUACAACUAUCACGGCGCUUGGCAUCACAUUUGUAGCAGCCUUCACCUUCCAGUUUAUUAGGCUUAUAUGGGUUAGAUGGUGCUAAUAACUCCUUCAAAUUGGCAUUACGCUUAUACGAAACAAGAAUGGCACUCUCCGGUAGAAUUUUUUUAGCCUGUUCAUCACUAUCUAAAACAGAGCGAUGUUUACGAAAAAAUUUUCGAAUAUCAGGAGCACUAGGAUUAAACUUGGUAACAAAAACACAGGAAUUCCGACGAACUUUACGUCUACUGGUACGCGCUUCCUCACGAGUCAUAGCACCAACCACCUCAAAGGCUCUAUUGACAUGUGCACUGUCGUGGCCGCAAUCCGUAAGAUAUUUUAUAUAAAUCCUACUUUUUUCCAAAAAUCAGCGUCCCUAGAACAUAUGCGACGCAAUCUCAAUGCCACUCCUUUGGCAAUACCCAAAAUUUGAGAUUUUGGGUGCGACGAAUUGGCAUUGAGAUACAAGUGUGUGUCCGUAGGCUUACUAUAAACUGUAGUUUCCAUACGAUUAUUAACUAUGGAAAUCAAAAGAUCGAGAAAAUGCAAACUACGCCCACCCACAUCCAUAGUAAACUGUAGAUGCGGGUCGAAUGUGUUGAGAUCCUGAAAAAACGCUUGAAGCCGUUCCAUGGUAACCCGCCAUAACACAAUAGUACCAUCUCGAAAUCUAAACCAACAUCUCAGUUCAGGAUAAAUAGAACGAGAUUCUAGAACUUUUUUAUCUAUCUCUUCUGCGACAAUAUCGGCAUAUGAACAGGAAUUCUUAGGUCCCAUAGCAGUACCAUUUUCCUGCAGCCAAUAUUGCCCUCGAUACAUGGAACAGUUUUUCUUCAAGCAGAUUUCCAAAGCUUCAAUAACACACUCAAUAGGCACAUCGAAAGCCUCAGCAUAUUGCGAAAGUUUACAACGUACUCGCUCUAUUCCCGUCUGAUUGUCUAUAGACGGGAACAUAUUAGUGAUAUCAAAACUAACUAAGAGAUCCUCAUCCGAUAGUCCCGUUAAAUUAAGCUCAUCUAGCAUAUGUGUGGUAUCUCGGACGCGACAAGAAAUAGAAUCUAAAGCUAUUUUACAAUAUUUUUCAACGAACAAAGAUAAAUUCUCUGUGGGCGUACUACAUCCCGAGGUAAUGACCAGUGCGGGAUUGUCAACUUUGUGAGUUUUAAUCAAAGGGUAAUUAAUACCUGGAUGUGUGUUAUUAGUGUUAGUAAUGAACUUAAUCUACUUAGCAGACAAACCAUAGGUUGCCAUUUGUUUAUCCAUUGUUCAAUCACUAAACCAGUCUCAGGCGAUGGAUCGUAGCCUACGUUUUUAAAACAACCACGCUCCAUCUGUUCUUUAACCUUAUCAGCAUCAAGUUUAUUAUCCAGAAAUACAAAAUUGUUACUCUUGUCUUAUUUAAUCUUCUUGUAAUCUCACUAUAAGAUCUCGUUCUUCAAAAGGAGUGGAACGAAACUUUUUUAGGGCUGUCCGUUCUUCCACUGAUAGAUUAUCGCUUACCUCUUUUGCUGCUGAUUUAGCAAACAAGUCCUUUUCCACUCUUGACAAAAAUACUUCAAUAGUUGGAACAUUGGCCAAAGGUGGUUUCUUUACAGAUUUCUGAUACGAUGGCUCGAGUGGGUCAAUUGCAAAUUCGGGACCAUCAAGUGCUUUCUCUGGUGUGUAAAACCAUGUACGCCAUCUAACUUUUUUCUUAAAAUCAAUCCAAUUUAAUUGCAGUCCAUUCCAGUCAAUGCCAGUAGGUGUAGGCACAAAGGAAGGACCACGACCGCACAAUUGAACUAAAGAUUGUUCUAUAUUCUUAUUUGUAAGGUUGACUGGCUGAUAUCCAUGCGGUCUGUUUAUUGGCUCUGAAGUUAAGCCGAAUGCAGCCGAAAAUUUAUGCUGCCGCCAUGCAGCCGAUGCAGCCGAAAAUUUAGUUUUUGUAUCUAAUAUACCUUUUUUUUUUUUAGUAAACUUCUUCAAACGUAGCCGUUCUGUUUGUUACAUAUAUAUAUAUAUAUAUAUAUAUAUAUAUAUAUAUAUAUAUAUAUAUAUAUAUAUAUAUAUAUAUAUAUAUAUAUAUAUGCUGUUGGGGCGACCAGUGGAAUACAUGAUAGUUUUGGAGUUGAAGCUGGUCUAAAAUUCUUUUUAAAAUACUAGAAUAUGUACAAUAAAAAGUCUAAAAAGUUCUAAAUUUUCGGUUGCUAACUGCAACCUUCAUCAGAGUACUAAGAGCAGUUCGGAUAGUUCAAGGUUUUAAAUAUCGUCAUUAUUGCCACAUGAUUGCACAAGCGAUAAAUACAUGCGUGGGAAUUCUUUGUGUUCGUUAAUUGUUUUAUUGUCUAAUAUUGAAUGCAUCGACUCGAGGAACGUUCGUUUUUCUAAAUUAUGUACUCUUUUCUCUAAGAUUGUAGCAUUGUUAAUAGAGGCAUUGUGUCCUGUGCUUUCUGCGUGGUCUUUGAUUGCUGACUUAAUCUCCCGUCUUACGCCUGGUUUGUGUUCUGCCCAACGUGAUUUCCACGACCUCUUACUUUCUCCAACAUACUUAAAUGAGCAAUCUGGACAUUCAAAUUUAUAAACAAUGCCUUUAAUCUCCGUGAUCUUCUGCUUGUCUUUUGGUUUACCAAAAAUGUCCCCUAAGCUUGGCAUGGGUUUAUAUAUUGUCUUAAUACCAGCACUUUUAAGCAGCUGUUUUAUCUGUUCUGAUAUGCCUUUCAUGUAUGGAAUACAAGAUAACCCUUUAAUUUCCGGUUCGUCAUUAGUGUUGGAAAACGACCUGCUGGAACUUGUCUGGAAGAUGAAUUUCUCUGGAUAUCCGUUGAGCUUUAAUUCUUGGACAACACACUCUUUUUCUUGCUGUUUUUUAUUGUCAGUAGAAGGAAUGCUGUCGGCUCGAUCAAGUAAGGUCUUAACUACGGCUCGUUUACUUUGGGUGGGAUUAUGAGAGUGAAAGGAUAGAUAUUUAUUGGUAUGUGUAUCCUUACGGUAUACACUUACUUCAAUGGUACGGUUUUUAAGAAUUGUAAUGUGGGUAUCAAGGAAAGAAAUUGCUUCACCGUGGUUUGAUUCUGAUGGCAAUUCAAUUGUAAACUGAAUGUUUUUGUUGAUAGUGUUCAGGUGGGUGUGGAAUUGUUCAAUGUCACUUUUGCGUAGACAUGAAUUGGAGUCGUCAACAUACCUUCGCCACCAGCGUACUGGGACAGGUGACGUGUUGAUGGCAAUUGACUCUAUCUCUUGCAUUACUAUCUCAGCUAUGACUGCACUAACAGGUGAUCCCAUGGCGCAUCCUGACUUCUGAUGAUAGUGUGUCUCAUUGAAUUUAAAGUAACAAUUGUUAAGUAGGAAUUUUAAUAGUUUCACAACUUGUUCUUCUUUCAGUGCUGUAUGUGACUUCCAUGAAUCAGUUUCUUUAAGUUUCUUUUGUAUAAUAUGCAAGGCAAACGGAACAGGUAUGGAUGUGAAUAAGGACACAACAUCAAAAGAGACGAUCGUUUCAUCCGUCCCUAACGUUUGACUUUUGGCAAAAUCAACGAAUUCUUUCCCAUUACUUAUAGAAAACUCGUUUUUUGCGCAAAAGGUCUUUAACAAUUUUGCAAGGUAUUUUGAUAGGGAAUAUGUAGGUGAACCAAUGUUGCUGUUAAUUGGACGUAAAGGAAUGACGUCGUGGUCUUGGUUGCAGAUGAGAGACACUUUAUGGACUUUUGGCAAACCAUAAAAUGUAGCAGGGGAAGAAUCAAAAGCUCGUAGCUGCCAAUAUUCUCUAUCAGUUAUGUUUCCCGAGCGUCGAAGCUCUUUCAGUAUACUCUCUAAGUCAGUUUCCGUCCGUUUGGUGGGAUUUCUUCUCUUAUCGGUGAUGCGUGUAUAAACUGUUUGAUCUCCAAGCAUCUCGUUUACUUGUUCAGUAUAUUUUGCCUUAUCCAUUAUAACCACAGCAUUUCCUUUGUCAGCUUUUGUUAUGAUAAUCGUGUCCUCUGACUUCAAGUCUUUAACUGCUUUCCUUUCGCCCCGAGUUAAAUUCUGUGUUGAGAGGGGUUUAGCAUGUUUCAAAAUUGAGAAGACGCCAGCUCGUAUGUCGUUUUUUGCUUCUUCUGUAAGAUCCUUGAUACCUUGUUCAACCGACGCUAGUAUUUCUUUCUUUGGUACACGUCUCGGAGUUCCGACAAAAUUUAGACCCUUUCUUAACAAAUCUAUUUCGUUGUUGGACAAAUUUCGCUGUGAGACAUUAACGACCCAUUUGUUCAUAAUGCUAUGUUCACUGUCUGAUGUUGAACGCCAGCGUGACUUUUUCUCGUGUCUUUCUAUAAUAGUGCUUCUCAAGUGACCACACCGACUAGAGAUUGCUUGGUCCAACUUCGAUAAGAUCAAUGAUACUAGCCAAACAGAGAAAGUCUGUCAGUGAUUAUAAAAUUUUGGAUUUAGUACAUAGUAUUCGGUGAUUAUAGUCAGGCUUUAGCCUUUUUCUUGGUCUUUAUUAAUUAUUAUAUUUUCCUAAUAUACUAAAUCUAUAUAUCACAAACUUACAGCCGGUGUCAGACGCGCACAGACUGUCAUACGAAUAAACAUAAAUUUUCGAGUUUUUUACUUCUACUAACAUUUUUAAAGUUUUCAUUGUGAAUCAUCUGUUUAUUUCUAGUUCAUUAGUCAUUAAUAUGCUCUAAAAAACAAGGUUCUCAAAUAUAUUUGUAUAUUUAUUUGAUAGUGUCAUAUUGAUAUUUCGAUUUACAAGCAAUCCUGGAUAUGAUAAAGACGAUACAAGCUGUCCAUUAAAAAAUAACGGUAUUCUAUUCCACAAAGCAAAACAUUUAAGUCUCACUUGUAUUAUUAAGAAUAUAUAUAAAGCAAAAAAUUUAAACUUGUGUGAGUUGUUUCAAAACGAAAGCUGUUUAUAAAAUUUAUAAAUGUUGUAAACACUACUAUUAAUAUAAAGUGCCCAUUGAAAGACAUAAUAUAGUAUACUGCAUGUCGUUUGACUUAUCUUUGAUGUAUGAUUUUAAUACUGUAGAUUUUCAACAGACAGCUAGACUUUAACAUAUACCAUGAUUGUUGAGUUUCAGCAAUGCCAAGGGCCAAUGCAGGAAGUUUUAUAAGCUUUUAUAGUCAACUAUCUGGAUACAGUUGGCGUCUUGGCGAUAUUUCGGAAAUCAAAAGAUCUCGCUAUUUCGUUGCAAUUCCAUGCCACAUCUCAUCAAUAAAUAAAUUCUUUUGGUUCGAGUAUCUAGAUAUACUUUACUAACAGUUAAAUAAAUGAAUAACCACAUUGUUCGGUCUAGAUAUAUAUAUAUAUGUUUUCUUGUACUGCUUUAUAUUGCCACGCCGUCCACGCGAGCUUUCUCAGUGACAAGUCUAUAAGUUGAAAUCUGAUCCAACUUGCUUUAAUUGUAACUCGACACUAGAUUAAAGAGUAGAAAGUCACAUCACGAUAAAUAUUAAUUUUUAAUUGCAGUUCUUUUCACGAAUAAUCACGAUUUCUUUGAAGAUUCAAUGGUUAUUGUUUAUAUAUUUAUAGAGCGAGCUAAUUAAUUGUGACAAUAUAUACUCACUCCCCCAACCCUAGUAAACAAUACGCCAUUUUACGCAAAAUCCGCGGGUCACGUCACAGGCCAUACCAGGCUAUUUCGCUCCCCAAGAGCAAAUACCCUGGGUACGAGGUUGUCGUUGCACUUACUUAAUUAUGCUCUGGAUAUCCAUUGAGCACUCUGCCAAAUGUUUUUGUAAACAACGAAACCUAAUUAUAUAUAUAUAUAUAUAUAUAUAUAUAUAUAUAUAUAUAUAUAUAUAUAUAUAUAUAUAUAUAUAUAUAUAUAUGCUGCCAAUAUGUACAUGCAGGAUGUACUACAACCAAAAAGUGUCUUUUUCAUUGUAUGUUUCUACAUCAAUUACCUCGCACAAUUCUAUCUUACAUCUCAUCUUAUAAAAAGUGCACUAUAAAGUAUAAACUGGGUGUUAACGUGUCUAUACGCGUGGAACGUGUAUCGUGGGUUAACUGUAAAAUGAAUGUUGUUGAAGCAGCAUUAAUAGCCUAAUGUUCUUUGAAGAAGAUCUUCUAUACAACAUUUAAGUUCUGUUUAAUCAGCAUUUGAACUUUCGUUUAGCCUAGUGACUUAUUUCAAUACAUCAAAACAAUCGCGCCUUCCCUCAUGUAAACAGCCCCUAUGACGCCUGUUGAGGAUCGGAGGUAGGAAAAUAUCAAACACCUUGCACAAAGUCAAAGACAGUUAAAUGUUCUAAUUCUACUUUCUUGGCACGACUUGACAAUUUCCAUUAUAUGUCAACACCAUUAAACUAUUCAACUAUUCAACAACUAUUCGAUCGAGUGAGAUGCCAGCAAUAUCUUGAUGUUUACUCAUAAUAUCGCAUCAUAUUUGCUUAUUUAAAUGCAUGCUUACUAGUUACUCCAGUUUACUCGUAUAAAAAGGCGUAGAUCUUAUAUAUGCUAUGGUGGUUACUCGCGUGUGUAUAUGUAGUUCAACACGUUUUCCAGAUACCGUUCAGUUUUCAGGUCCUUUGUUGAAGAAUGAGAUCAAGGGUUGUAGAAGAACUGCAGGUAUAACACGUGCUAUUUCAUAAAAAAAGUUAACUAUAUUGACACAGAAAUUACGGGAACGACUGAGUAUUUUAUUAAAAUAUAAAACAACGGUAACUCCGAAUAUAAGCAUUUUAAUAUUCUAGCUUUCGACAUAGUCGAAAGCUAGAAUAUUAAAAGGUUUAUUUUCGGAGUCGCCGUUAAUUUGUUUAUAUUAUAUUGACACAGGGUGCGUAAAUUAGUCAACUGUUUUGUAUUACAUCAACUGAAACAUUACAAUUAAAAUCACAAAUAAUGUUGGCCUCGUUAACGGCUCAAUUUUAUUCUGCAUGCACCGAUAUUUGUAGAAGAGUUCGACUGAAGCGUUAGAUAGCCUCUAUCAUGUUAAUACCAGAAAUGGUUUAACUUCUUUUUUUUUUUCAUUUUAAAACACAGAGGCUCAAGGUCAUCAUUAUUUAAAUUUAUCACAUUUUAAUUAAAUCGAAUUGCAUUACCAAUAUAAAUUGCUACUCCACAGGCAUAGGGGCGGCGCGGGGGGGGGGAGUGAUUUUGCCGUCUGAUUGGUAAUUUCACCGAGUCAUUAGCCUAUAGUAAAUGUGUAUGUUUAGGGUAUGGGCAAUGAAAAUUGCUUCAUCUAUCUUAUUGCUUCGUCUGAAAGAGUAUGAAAAAAUAAGCCGAUUGGCCGUUUAAUGCUCUAUUCUAUCUCAUCUAGUUCCGAAGUUAUACGCAAAAAUGUGCAAAAUAUAAAAUGCUGAUUCAGCACAACGUGUGACGUCAUUAGCUGGGUAAGUAUGUUUAUUGAAUAUUACACUGAAGCAUAGCUCAGUUAUUAUGGGCCCAAAUCAAAUGAAAUUUUGGAUACUGAUUGUACAUAAUGAGACGCAUGGAAAAACACUUCUGAUUUUGUUGCCAAGGUAACAAUGUCGUUCCCAGGCCCCUUGCGCCAAUUUUAUAAAACAGCUUUAUUCAAGGUACUGAUAAAAAUAAAAUAAUAUCAGAAGUAUGUGUACGAUACCUAUGCAUGCCGAAAGUUUACUUGCAUGAUAAUAAUUCGAAAAUGACAUACACAUAGAGAAAUGUAACUAGUUAUUCAAAAUCAGUGUAAGGGGCCUGGGAACGACCGUGUUGCCUUGACAACGAAAUUAGAAGUAUUUUCCCAUGCGUCUCAUCAUGUACUAUCUGUAUGCAAAAUUUCAUUUGAUUUGAGCCAAUAAUAAAUCAGCUAUGCUUUAGUUUACUAUUCAAUAAACAUACUUACCCAGCUUAUGACGUCACACAUUGUGCUGAAGCAGCAAUUUAUAUUUUGCACAUUUUUGCUUAUAACUUCGGAACCAGAUGAGAUAGAAUAGAGCAGUAAACGGCCAAUCGGCUUAUUUUUUCAUGCUCUUUCAGAUGAAGCAAUAAGAUAGAUGAAGAAAUUUUCAUUGCCCAUACCCUUUAAAUGCGCUUUAUUAUACCCUCUAUUAAACCGGUUUUAACGAAUUUUUCCGCGCAAAACGACCUUUUUCCUUUGUCGGCAUCCAUUUUGCUACGUCUUACUGACGUAAUAAGUGAUACCGACGAAUGACUAUUGACUCUUUUAUAGAACGGUAAUAAGCAACAACAACAACCACCAAACAAAUUUAAUUACCAAUAAGCAAUUAUUCAAUUAUUCAGGAAAUCAAUUUUGGUUUCUUCAAUGGUUAUCUUUAACCAAUCCAGUUUUGCCGACUGAGAUAACAAUUUGACGAUUUCAUUCGCACCAAUAUUUAAAUAAGCAAUUUUGACCACCACCCCCUGUAAGCCUUUAUCUGUCGCGUCGAAAAGUAUUACAGUUUUUUAUUGCCAGUUUUGAAUUUUAUAUUAUUGACUAUAGCCUAAUUUAUUAAUUUACCUCCAAAAAAUCAACAAAUUGAUAAUUCAUAUAUUUAUAAUAGCAGAUGAAUAUGAUUGGAUAACUACCAAUAUUUAAAUAAGCAAUUUUGAUAGCCUUAAUUUUCUGUAAUCCAAAAUCGUACUACUUAUAGAAUUUGCAGCGUCGGAUUAGUGCUGUCCAAGGAAUUGUAAAACAUAUUUGAAUUACCUAUGCUAACUAAUCAAUUGCUUGCUCAAUGAUACGUAUAAUGUUAUUGCCACAACAGAAGUACGCUUCUACGAUUUAAGUGAUGCCUCUACCAUUUAAAGUGCCCCUGUCACAAAAUGAGAGUUUACAUCAUUAGAAUCGUCUUGAAACGUAGAUUAUGAAAAUACAAAACAGAUUUAAAAUUGAGCUUGUUUUCACAGAGUAAUAAGGCAAUGAAAUUUGAAAAUUUCAAAUUUUAACGGCAAAAGUUUUUGAAAACCGCGAAGCUGGGAAAUUGGUAACUAAUACGUCAUAGUAGGAAGACAUUGCCUUCUCGCCUAAGUGAAAAGUAUAUAAAUACUAAGUGAGAAUCACAAUCAAGCUGGUCAAAAUUCGAUACAAAUGUCUUCGUGGAGUUCAGAUACGGAAAAUAACAGUUACCAAAGCGAUGACUGCCUGAAAUUAUAUUCCUGGGCCGUAUCAAAUCGAGUGAAAUCGAUGAAAACACCAGUGAAGCGUGGUCAACGUCGUGCGCACAAAUGAUCGGCGCUGCUUGAUCCAUAUGUUAAUGAACCAUGCAGUGACCGACGAAUAUGGCUCAAACGUUACCGCGAAAAAAAGCAAUCACAACGAACGUCUUAAGCAAUUACAACAAAGGCUUGAUAGUUCAGAAGAAUUGAGUAAAUGGUAAAUAUUUCACUCUGAUUUUGUUGCGUGACUUGACCUUGUGUUGUAAAUUACAAACUAUAAUAUUUCAUGUGUAAACAUGGCAAUUGUCGCAUUGAACUGCUUCGUAAAUUAUGCUAAAGAGUGUCAAUGUUGUAUGGAAAUUGAGGAGUGCGUCGAUUCUCUACACAAUGACAUUGUGAUUUGUGAUGCAAGAAGCUGAAGUCGCGCCAUCAUGUAUAAUUCAACAGCUAUGGCUAGAUAAGUGAGCUCUCCGUUCAGCAGCCACGAAAUUACGAACAAGAAAGAAACAGGAAUACCGUCAAACAAGCACAGAAGAUAGGUAAAUAAAGUUUUAUUUAUCAACAUAUUGAAAUUAAGAAACACUUUACCGUACCCGAGUUUACUAUCAGUGAACACACGCAUGCGGUACGGUAACUGAGAGUUAUAUACGGUACAUACUGUACAAUUAUUGAAUUAUUAUAUAUUUACAUGUGUUCACAUGCAAGUAAGCGACUUAUUAAAAAUACUUAUUUAUUAAUUUAUAGAUUCUGAAGGAGCACAGCAUAUAGAAACUUUGUGUGGAUGGUUUAUGGACAACUAGGAAAUUUUUGCGCAUAUGAGAAAAUAAUGCCUGCUGUUGAUGAAGACUUUGUAGGAUUUGUAGAGAACAGCUCUUGAUAUUAUAUAACUAUUUUUCAAUAAAUAAACCUAUUACACUGUAUAAACGUGGUAAUAUUAUACUGUAUUGCGUAUAGAAACAGCACAUUUGCUAUAUUCAUGACUUCAAUACUGUUUUGCCAAAGAGACUGAAAUUUGAGAUUAAGAUUUGUUCUGAUGUUUUUCUGCACUUCGUGGGCGCGGGUUAAUUUGUACAAAGUGUUGCAGCACGUUUAGGAAUUUUUCUGACUUGUAUUUCGUUCCAGGCACUGCCUUAUACUAUAGCAAAUGUGGCAAUGACUAAGUUAUUUCAUUAAGUUGCUUCGAUGGAUUAUACUUUGUAAUACAUUUUAUAUACAUCCCCGCAGUGUAUCUGGUUUCAUGCCACAAUUUGUUACAAAAUCUGCAUAUUGUACGGGUUUUCACUGCGGUGCAAACACAACGAGUGUAUAUAUGUAUAAUUCACUGCGUCAAGUUUACUUAUACGUACAAUUCUACUUUCCCUGUCUAAACUAAAAUACAAACAGUGCACAUUGCUUGUAGACGUAAGAAAUUGGCUUUCAUCAGCUAUAUUUUGACAUAUUCACUCAUAGUCAUAGCUAUAUUGUCGCGAUAUUUUAUAUUUCUGGUGAAUCCAUUGGCUGUGGCUCAUUUAUAUUUAUCGCGCUUUCCAGUUUCGUGACUAUGACCAUAUUGGUUGACUGCAUCGAAGCAGCUUCUAAAUACAACCUAUUCAAAUAACGAAUUUGGAAUAAAAAUUCAUGAUAAACGAAAUUAGAGUAUAAAUUAUACAUAUACCAUUCUCUUGGCUCUCGCAGACAAAG